GCCCUAGGCGGCCGAGGAGCCGAGGAAAACGUGAAACCCCCACGACGUAGGAACCGACUUUAUAAAAUUGCAGGAGCUCUAGAAAAAUCGUAAAUCGUCUCACGAGUCCAAUGCCGUUGGUUAAAUUCCGAUAUCUAUAUUAUUUCCUGAAAUAUCGGCGAAAAAAGGGGUGACCCCAAAGUAUCGGGCCCUUUUCGCUCUAGGAGGCCAAGGAGCCGAGACAAACAGGAACAACGUAAAAAUGGGUAUGCGAAUUCCUCAGUGCUAUGUCCACAUUUCCUAUGGAACGUGGAAACCUCGAUUUUUCUGUCAUCCCGAUACUCCCAAGAAGAAACCAUGUUACCACGAAGAGAAUAAUAAAUCAGUUCAGCAAUAGCUCCAUCAGGGACAUCAGACACCACGUGAUGAUUCAAUCAAUAUGAACCUUUCAUCACGAGUUCGAUUCCUGCGCAGGGAUAAACACGUGUUUUUUAAUGCCUGUGACAUUGCUUUAUCCGGCUUCUGAAGUCAAUGUAACUAAAGUGAUUAAGUCAACGUUUUUAAAGGCCAGAGUAUCCGAUCCCAUGACGUUAUUCAUUGCCCUCACCGCGAAUAGUUACAAUACCCCUACGAGUCCCUCCGACUUGUGGUAAAAAUCAUCUUCAAGGUAAACAAAGUUGGUAUGGAUUUCACCCACAAGCGAAUCCACCAAAUUUUGUCAGCAAUAUUAAAACCGCUUAUCAACUCGGUGAUUGAUGAUAAUAAUCGGCUACCGGCGAACGAAGAGGACAGUGAAUAAAUUGUAAUAAUAAAUAGGAAAAUGACACGAGAAAUUUUCCGAGAAGUCGACGACUUCUGUCGCAAGGAGAAGUCAUCGCAUCACUGGGCUGAUAAUAAUAAUAGGGAGGGAACUUUUGAUAGUGAUUGUGAUGAUGAGGUGGAUUACUACCCGAACUGUGACCCCUCGGUUUGGAUGAGGUCCUGCGACGAGGAAGUCAUUACUCCGAUGUCUGGUGAACUGCGCGGGGUCAUCCCCGAGUGGUUGUGUGGUACACUUUUAAGAAAUGGACCGGGAAGUCUAAAAGUUGGAGAUUAUCAGUUCGACCAUUUGUUCGACAGUUCAGCUCUUCUGCAUAGGUUUCACAUUUCCGGUGGACGAGUGACAUAUCAACGGAGAUUCGUCCAAACGGAUGUCUUCAAGAGGAACCACCAAGCGAAGAGAAUAGUCCUGACUGAAUUUGGAACGAAAUCGGUGCCCGAUCCCUGUCAAACGAUAUUCCAACGAAUUGCGGCAGUCUUCAAUCCUGAUCCUGGAUGGGGGUUAUCCGAUAACUCCAUGAUAUCGGUGUAUCCAUUUGGAGAUCAGUACUACACCUUCGCCGAGGCUCCAUUCAUCCAUCGGAUUGAUGCUGAGACAUUGGAGACUAAGGAUCGAAUCUGCGUUUCGGAUUACAUUGGUGUGGUUAACCACACUUCACAUCCCCAUGUGACGGAUGAUGGGACAGUGUACAAUGUUGGAUUGAGCAUAACUGCAAUGGGACCUGCUUACAGUGUUGUAUGUUUUCCAUCAGUUCCCUGUGAUACUGGGAGUUCCAAUGACAAAUCCAUGUUCGACAGAGCAUCGAUAGUGGCCAGUCUUCCAGCGAGAUGGAAAUUAAACCCCUCGUACAUGCACACCUUCGGCAUUACCGAGAACUAUUUCAUCAUCAUCGAACAGCCCCUGGCAGUGUCGAUGGUGACAAUGAUGACAUCUAAAUUAAAAAAUGAACCACUUAACUCGGCUCUCAAGUGGCACGACAACGAUAAUACAUUAAUUCACGUAAUAUCUCGUGAAACCGGUGCCCUGGAAAGGACGUUCAUCGCUGCCGCUUUAUUCUACCUCCACAUAAUCAAUCAGUAUGAAACAGACAAAGGGGAUUCAAUCGUCAUUGAUAUAUGUUGUUAUCGAAAUGCCAAAAUGUUGGACUGUAUGUACGUCGAUGCUAUGAGAAACAUGCACAAGAAUCCCGAUUAUUCGAAAUUAUUUCGAGCAAGACCACUGCGAUUUGUCCUACCCAUGACGGAUAAAUUUACCGAUAUCAAGCCAGACGCGAAAGCAAAUAUUUUCGAGAGGAUAGCCUGUGCUCGUAGACGAGGGGACGGAGCCCUUUUGGUAAAUCCGGAAUUAAUCUGCAACUUGGGGUGCGAAACUCCCCGUCAUAAUCCGAAGUACCUGGGGAAAAAGUACCGAUAUUUCUACGCUAUUUCCAGCGAUGUCGAUAUAAAAAAUCCUGGAACGAUAAUUAAAGUAGAUACAGUUAAGAGAUCGUCAUUGACGUGGAGUGAGGAUGGGCUUUACCCGAGUGAACCGAUUUUCGUGGCUCAUCCAAAAGCACAGAAUGAAGAUGAUGGAAUUAUUCUGAGCGCUGCAAUAUACGGGAAAGGAAGAGAAUGCGACAUAUGUCUCUUGAUUCUCGAGGCUAAAUCGAUGAUUGAGAUAGGAAGAGUAACAUUUCACACUCCAGGAGCAGUUCCCAAGUGUCUACACGGCUGGUUCACCCUCGAAGCCUCCCAAAAAAAUAAAAAUGAUGAUAACAACAAUAUUUAAAUCUACAACAUCAAGGGAAAUCCGAGCGAAUCUGGAACAUUAAGUAAACUAAAUGGUGCAAAUAAUUCUCAGCUUUAAAAAAAAUAUUUUCAACAAAA
Molecule: messenger RNA, 2664 nt
Organism: Diachasmimorpha longicaudata
Lineage: Eukaryota; Metazoa; Arthropoda; Insecta; Hymenoptera; Braconidae
Gene: ninaB
Product: carotenoid isomerooxygenase
Exons: 8
Coding region: 800-2566 (588 amino acids)
Biological process (GO): retinal metabolic process; carotene catabolic process
Molecular function (GO): carotenoid dioxygenase activity; beta-carotene 15,15'-dioxygenase activity
Source: RefSeq, a predicted model, not a curated record